Molecule: messenger RNA, 4104 nt
Organism: Leguminivora glycinivorella
Lineage: Eukaryota; Metazoa; Arthropoda; Insecta; Lepidoptera; Tortricidae
Exons: 15
Coding region: 220-2640 (806 amino acids)
Source: RefSeq, a predicted model, not a curated record
AGGGCGGUCGUUACCAUCGUGUAACAAGUAUCAACUCUGUUUGAACGAAUUAAAGUGUCAAAUCGUGUUGCAAAUUAUGUAGUGUGGUGAUCUUUGGGAUUAUAGGCGCUAUUUCGAGGGAACAAGGCUGGAUUUUGAUUGGUUUUAAUGAAAAACCAUAUCAAAACAAUGUAAUUUGGACAUAAAUUACUCAUUACUAGUGUAAUUAGUAAAGACAAAAUGCACCGUGAAAAUUUGGUGCCGAGUGAGAAAGACAGUGCUAGUUCUGUGGUAGUGAGUGACAGUGAUGUUAUCAUGGAUUUGCCAGAGUUGGAGCCUCUAGAAGUAGGUUCGGCUCCCCCUCGCCCACUAAAACCCAUUCGGUACUGCAGCAACCUCGCUAGCAGAGGAUUCUUCAGAGGACCUCUUCGCAUCUGCAAACUGCUAGCAUUUCUCAUCUUGUUACCAAGCCUGUUCAUCUUUAUACCACUUUACAUGAGAUACCGAGUGUUCCAAGCUCAGAUGUACCCCAUGAGCAUGACUGAUAUGAGGCUGAUCGACAGCAAGAUCUCUCCCACUUGGUGCCAGCGACAAGUGGUAAAAUCCAACACCACCUUCAACGCCUUCGUGAUGCCCGGUCCUCCGGAAAUGUCCCAAGAGCUGGUCCCCGUCUCCAUGACGAGAGACUUGGAGUUAGAAGACGAUAUGAAAGAAUACUGGGGAUUCUAUCUCCUCAAAGGAUCAACUGUCACCGUGUCUGCUUGUGUCGACCACCCUGGAGCAUCCCUCAUUAUGAUCAAAGGCUACAAGCACUUAAAAGACUGCGCAUACAUCGGUGACGACUCCUCAGAAGAAGUAGACGAACUUCUAGAAGCAAACAAGCUAGGCCAACUAUCAGACACACUUCUAGCUGAGAAGAUACUGAAACUGCUUGAUAUUAAAAAUCUCCAACUGACAGGGACAAAUUUGCCUCAGAAGAUUAAAGAAAAUCUCCAGAUGUCUAAUUCGAAAUUGCCUGAAAAGGACCCAGAGCAAACGGAAACCAAAUUACUUGAGAAGAUUGCAGAGCUGCUGAAAGCCAACAAGUUGGGACAACUUACCAACGAGCAUUUGGCACACCAAUUACAGGAGUUGAAUAAUGGGGAAACUAAUGAUCCUGGAACUAUGAAGCGCCACAAAGCAGGCGUGAGUUUUCUGGACCGCGACCGACACACCAACAACGUGACGUCAUCCGAGUCUGUCCCCGCUGCCGACGUCACAGAUCACGAUCCGAAGGAGCUCCGUGAAAUCCUGGAAAGCCUGCACGCUCAACGACAAGCCGCAAAAACCGAAUCGUUCAAGCACUACCACCCGCCGGAUCACCUGCUGUCGCUGGAUACUGCCAAGCAACGGCAUCGAGACACCAACGUGGAUAAGGAGGAGAGACCAUUCCUGACAUUCAAAGAUCUCAAUGCAAAUACCAGCGACCAGAGCUCAAAUACUGCAACAGAAACGACGUCACCUGAAGUUGAUACUACAACAGAAAAAUCUACCACGCAAUCUUCAAUAAAUACCACGCCUACAAAAAAAGUUAUCAAAGUAACAACAGAAAAGGAUGCAGAACACAAACACAUAUUAACAGAAUCAAAUAAUGUGAUUACAACAAAUAAACCUUAUGUAAGAACAGAUAAUAAUAUUGAAGUGAAAAAGCAAAAAUAUUUGAAAGAUGAUGCAAACAUCGCCGUGGAACAUACAACUGAUAUUGAAGAGCCUGGUUCUCGGGAAGUGUUCGAGAGCAUUCUACACCAGCUGCAGAGUUUGGGUCCGAGAGGCACGCGGGUGCUGAAGCGGCUUCAUAAGACCAUGGGCGUGGACUAUUCACAGCAGAACCACGUGGGCAAUAUAAUGGCGUCUGUGAAAGGCAGCGAGGAGGAGCUGGACCGACUCCGGAAGGUGCUGGUGGAAGCCAUCGAUGAAGAGAAGACGAAACCGCAGAGGCGACAAAAGAGGCAUGAAGCAAGAGAAGCGGCCCGAGCGAAGCGAGACCUCGAGCUGGGACAGUUCGAGAUACAGAGAGACUUGAACGAGGACGACGAAGCGAGGAAUAAUGCUGCUGAGGAGGACGUCCAACCAGACGGCCACGCCGACGACCACAAGAUCAUCAACGAAACGACUCCCUUCGACAUGAGUAACUCCGAAUACUGGUCCUCCUUCUCCAGUUCCGAAGAAAGACUACUGCAAUGCGAUGGCUUGAUCCUUAACCUGCCGAUGACUCCUCAUAGGUCCUGCAUGAAGAAUGCUACUGAAGGACAGAGUGUCACAGCUGCUAAAGCAAACGCUCUUACAUACAGGGUCCCAGCUAACGGCUACUACUUCUUCGUAUUCAACUCGGAGAACGAGCGACAGAAAAACUUUAUCCGCGCCAAGUUCGACCUGCAGAAGACCAGGUACGAGGUGGCACAGACGGCACUGCGGGAAUGCCGGAAUAGCACCCAGCGGUGUGAUCUUCUGCUCGACAUCUUCUCCAGCCAGAAGGUGGUUCUAGAAGUACCUCUCCGCAACAACGACUCCCUCUGGAAUGAGCAGUUCGUGAUCGUGUCCGAGUGCGAACCCCGGACCUCCGUGUACCUGGCCUGCGUCAUCGCUGUUCCUCUGCUUUUCAUGAUAUUCGCCUUCCAAUAGGCGAAGAGCAAGGUUUCAGCUGGUUUAGUGUCACGCGACGCCGACCAACCGCGCGGAGUAAUCCGCACCAGACUAAUAAUACGCAUUCAUUUCAGGGAGCGUUUUAGCACAUCUCGGACACUAGCGAUCAAAUAUAUGAAAGAGGACCGUUCCUAGCACACAGUCUAAGCUCGUGUAGGUGAACGCGUACUAUGCUUGUAUGAGUGAAUUAUCACAGGUCGACUGUUCGCGUUUUUGACAGGCGGGAACUGUGAGGUAGAGAGGGGGUGGGAAGUGCACUUUCAACGAGGAGCAGGAGUGGCCAUACUGUACGAUAGUACUCUUUAUUAUACUGUGGUUUUAGUGUAAAUCUUAGAUCUUAGUGCCCAAGCGGUCGACAACAUCAACUUAUAUGUAAAAUUAAUCGUGCGGCUCGCUCCGCGUGACACUAAAACCAGCCUCAACGUAGAGACGGAUAUUAACCUGGAUCCUUAUUUGACUUGCUAAACUGACGUAUCGUGUGUCUUCCGUAUCUUCCGUUGAUGUGGGUGAAAUUAUGACUUAGGUAUCGAAUAGAUACGCACACGGCGUUAGUUAGGUAACAAGUGUGACAACCCACUCAAAAUCUUACAGUAUUUUUACAGAUUUUUGUUGUAAUUAAAUUUUAUACAUGCCUAAUAUCUUACGACCAAUAUUGGUGUAAUGUUCACAGUAUCUGUACGGUGCAUUCCAUAAGGUACAGUCGAAUCCAUUUACGUCUACACAGUUGUGCCAACAAAGAUGUCUAAAGGCACAUUUCUUUUAAGUAUGUUCAUAAUUUUAGAACCGUGUUCAGAUAUUGUAAAAUUAUUCACAUAAGCUAACUCGACUGUACUCGGGUACAUUAUUGUUAUUACUAUUAUAUUCUGCUCUUACCACGAGCUUUUACUUCAUUAUCACAUAAUUAUACUUUGACAUUGAUUAUUGUAACCAGUUGACCGGACACAAUCAAACGGAAACUAAUAUCUUCAUGUAUUUUUUAUGUAAUAAAUGUAUAUUACAGAAACCUAAACUUCACGCCUAUAUGAUAUGAUAAUUGUUUAUUUAUUAAUAAUUUCACGAAGGUUAUCCGUGGCGAUAAGAAAUUUGUGUCAAAAUCCAUGUUUUUGACACUCUUUAUUUAUUUAUCUGAAAUUGAUAACUAUUGUUUUUCUUAUUUGAUAAUCGUUUUUUAUAUUUCUAUUUCCUGUGUAUUUUAUUAUUGAGCAAAUUAAAUGGUGCUAUUAAAAUGUAGGUAUUAAAUAGUCGUUUCGAGAAUCAACUAGCUUGUUGAAAUAUAUUAUUCAUGUUUACAUAAAUAAUUGUUAUAUGCUUAAAAUUGUUGAUUAUUAAUAAAACACCUUAAAUACAACUUUUUGAGCUAUUAAAUGAAUGUUCAUUUUAUUAUUGUAUCUGCCUAAAUAUUUAUUUAUAGUUUAAAACUUUUAUCAUUCAUCUCAUUUAAGC